AUGGGCGGCCUCUCAGUGAUCGCGCCGCCGGCGGGCGACUCCGCAUCCCCGGCGCACCGCCGCGCGCGGCGCGCCUUCCUGGUCUCCAACUACAUGAUCCUGGGCGCGGCGUCCGGGUGCGGCUUCCUCACGCUCUCGCUCCGCCUGGUGCCCUCCGUCGACGGCCUCCUCCUCAUCCUGCUCCACGCGCUCACGGUCGCCGCCGCCGUCGCCGGGUGCGCCGUCAUCGCGGCGCCCGACCCGCCGCGGGGGCGCGUCUACACCGCGCACAUGUCCGGCACCGUCGUCGUGUCCAUCCUGCAGGGCGCCGCCGCCGUGCUCGCCUUCUCCCGCACCGCCGAGUUCCUCGCCGACGGGCUCCGCUCCUACGUCCGCGAGGAGGACGGCGCCGUCAUCCUCCGCAUGGUCGGCGGGCUCGGCAUCGCCAUCUUCUGCCUCGAGUGGGUCGCCCUCGCGCUCGCGUUUGUACUCAGGUACUACGCGUACGUCGACAGGGAGUGCGGCGGCAACCCCAUGCGCCGCAGCGCCAAGGUCGGCGGCGAGGACGGCGCCGGAACCUGGCCAUGGCAGUUCCAGGUCUGA
Molecule: messenger RNA, 582 nt
Organism: Lolium rigidum
Lineage: Eukaryota; Viridiplantae; Streptophyta; Magnoliopsida; Poales; Poaceae
Exons: 1
Coding region: 1-582 (193 amino acids)
Source: RefSeq, a predicted model, not a curated record